AAUGGCAGACUCUGGGAGGGCUCACGCCAAGGAGUACUUCCCAGAACUUCUGCUGCCAGUGUCUUUGUCCUCACGGUGAGACAGAGCCACCCCCCAACUCUGCAGGAGACCCUCCAACACUAGCAGGAAAAAGAAAAGAAGUAUAUGCUUCCCUUGGACAACCUGAAAGUUCGGGAUGUGGAAAAAAGCUUUAUGUCUAGCAAGCACAUCUUUGCACUCUUUAAUACAGAACAAAGGAAUGUAUACAAAGACUAUCGCUUUCUCGAGCUGGCAUGUGAUUCACAGGAGGAUGUAGACAGCUGGAAGGCAUCUCUACUAAGAGCUGGGGUUUAUCCAGAUAAAUCUUUAACUGAAAAUGAUGAGAAUGGCCAAGCAGAAAACUUUUCCAUGGACCCACAGUUGGAGAGGCAAGUGGAGACCAUUCGCAACCUCGUAGACUCCUACAUGUCUAUUAUCAACAAAUGUAUCCGAGACCUAAUUCCAAAAACGAUAAUGCAUCUUAUGAUCAACAAUGUUAAAGAUUUCAUAAAUUCUGAGCUCCUAGCACAGUUAUAUUCUUCAGAGGACCAAAAUACUCUGAUGGAGGAAUCUGCGGAACAGGCUCAGCGCCGGGAUGAGAUGCUUCGAAUGUACCAAGCCCUUAAAGAAGCCCUCGUGGUCAUCGGCGACAUCAACACAGCCACGACGUUCACGCCCGCACCGCCGCCGGUGGACGACUCCUGGAUCCAGCAUUCCCGCAGGUCCCCGCCUCCAAGCCCCACCACCCAGCGGAGGCCGACGCUGAGCGCGCCCCUCCCGCGGCCCACAUCCGGCCGCGGGCCCGCACCCGCCAUCCCCUCCCCGGGACCCCACUCGGCGGCGCCUCCAGUGCCCUUCCGGCCUGGCCCGUUGCCUCCUUUCCCCAACAGCAGCGACUCGUUCGGGGCGCCUCCGCAGGUUCCGUCUCGGCCCACCAGGGCCCCUCCGAGCGUCCCCAGGCGACCCCCUCCUGCAGUUCCCGGACGACCAUCCUAACCCCCAUCAUUCAUCUCCUUUUGUUUCCGACAAUAUGUCUAUACUUG
Molecule: messenger RNA, 1061 nt
Organism: Physeter macrocephalus (sperm whale)
Lineage: Eukaryota; Metazoa; Chordata; Mammalia; Artiodactyla; Physeteridae
Product: dynamin-3-like
Exons: 7
Coding region: 145-1014 (289 amino acids)
Biological process (GO): receptor internalization; synaptic vesicle endocytosis
Cellular component (GO): cytoplasm; plasma membrane; microtubule
Molecular function (GO): GTP binding; GTPase activity; microtubule binding
Source: RefSeq, a predicted model, not a curated record